UCAAAAGAACAAGUACAGAGUGACACUUGUGUAAAGAAACUCGGGAAUCAGAAGCUUCAAUGGAACCCGAAACUUCUCAGUUCGAGUCGAGCGAGACACUGGCGGCGUAUCUGGCGUCGACGCCCCUCCUGGAGGAGUCGUGGCGGCUGUGCGGCGUCGCCAACGCGGCGGCGCAGCAGAGCUUCGCCGUGAAUCGGGUGGGGACGGCGGCGUACGUGGCGUUUUCCGGCGUGCAGGUGGUGGACUGCUCGGAGGAGAGCUGCCGGGGCUUGGCGGAGCUGGAGGGGGGUGCGGCGAAGGGGGUUUUCAGUGUGUUCUCCGGCGGCCGCGCGGAAGGGGAUCAAGAACCGUUCAUGGUUCACGGCGGGCUGCUCCGCCUCUUCCUCAACUUCUACUACACCCAGAAUUUCCAACACAAGAUGCUCGAAAUAAUGAACGAGUGCAAAUCGGUAAUUUUCACCGGUCACUCUCUAGGAGGUGCACUUGCUUCACUCUCUGCCCUUUGGCUCCUCUCGGUUAUUCAGACCACUUCUCUUUCGAUCGAGGUUUUGUGCAUAACGUACGGCUCCCCGAUGCUCGGAAACAAAUCCUUUUCCCAAGCCAUCCUCCAAGAACGGUGGUGCGGGAAUUUCUGCCAUGUCGUGGGCCCGCAUGAUUUAGUGCCGAGAUUGCUAUUCGCACCGCCAUCUCCUUUCGUCGAACACUUUCAUGCCCUCUUCCACUUUUGGCAGUCAUCUAUGGCUUCUUCUUCGCCUAAUAGCAUUCAACUCGAUUCCCUUUUGUCCGAUGAGGUCAAAGCUGAAAUAUUCGGUAAUAUUUUGGCUUGUGUUGAAGAUAGGUUUCGAAGAGGCGAAAAUCAAGAACGGGGUUCGUUUUGGCCGUUUGGGAGCUAUAUGUUCUGCACGGAAAACGGGGCGAUUUGUUUGGAUAACAGAAUGGCUAUUGUGAAGAUGCUUUAUUUGAUGCUGGCUAAGGGUUCGGCUAACGCUUGUGUGGAGGACCAUCUCAAAUACGAGAACUAUGUGGGGCGAAUUUGUUGGCAGUACUUGCAACGAAAAAGCUUGACGAACGUGUGCUUUUCGGAGUCGAGCAAUGAAGCAGGGAUUGCUUUGGCGUUGCAUUCAUCAGGAAUAUCUUUUCAGGAACCAGUACUCUACGGGGUGGGAAAAGACUGUAUUGUAAUGGCAAGACAAUUGGGGUGUAGGCGUAACAUCUACACCGCUAAAAUGGCCGUUUCUUUAUCCAAAGUCACUCCACUAAGAGCCCAAAUCGAGUGGUACAAAGCAUUCUGCGACAACUCCGACGACCAAUUAGGGUACUACGAUUCGUUCAAGCGAAGAACCGCUUCAAGAAAAGGCUCCAAAGUGUACAUGAACCUCACCCGCCUCGGGAAAUUCUGGGACGAAGUGAUUCACAUGCUCGAGACAAAUCAACUCGCUCACGACUUCCACAAACUCGUCAAAUACGUAAACGCGUCUCAAUCCUACAAGCUACUUGUCGAGCCUUUGGAAAUCGCCGAGUACUAUCGAACCGAAAUUCACAAGAAGAAGGGCCAUUAUAUUGAGAAUGGGAGGGAGAAGAGGUUUAGGGUUUUCGAUAAGUGGUGGAGGGAUAGAAAAAUCGGGGACGAAGAGGGAAACCCUAGAAGCAAGUUUGCGGGUUUGACUCAAGAUUCUUGCUUCUGGGCUCGAGUGGAGGAGGCGAGAGAUUGCGUGUACUGCGUUGUGAGUGAAGUUGAUCAAGGGAGGGAGUUGGUUUUGGUGGACAAGAUCGAGAAGUUCGAGGCGUACGCUCGUGGGUUGAUCGAAAGGAAGGAGGUUUCGGUUGAUGUGCUGGCGAAGAAUUCGAGCUAUAGUUUGUUUAGAGAGGAGUGGAAGGAGGUUAAAGCUCGGCUGCAGCUUUUGCCGCCUCGUUUUCCGGUUGCAAUGGUAAGGGAAAAGUUCUAGAAGUUUCGGACAAGGGUGUUUAUGUUUGUGUCUUGUGCCUAAUGAUGUUUUGUGCUUCCUUUUACUCUAGGAUAUAUAUAGAUGUAAAAGAUUAUAUAUUAAGUACAUUUUGGCAGAUUAUAUAUAUACAAUAUAUUGGCUUGUUUGAGUAAAGAUUGAAGGCAUUAAAUAUGUGUA
Molecule: messenger RNA, 2123 nt
Organism: Erythranthe guttata (spotted monkey flower)
Lineage: Eukaryota; Viridiplantae; Streptophyta; Magnoliopsida; Lamiales; Phrymaceae
Product: lipase-like PAD4
Biological process (GO): lipid metabolic process
Source: RefSeq, a predicted model, not a curated record